Molecule: messenger RNA, 1279 nt
Organism: Symphalangus syndactylus (siamang)
Lineage: Eukaryota; Metazoa; Chordata; Mammalia; Primates; Hylobatidae
Product: 26S proteasome complex subunit SEM1
Biological process (GO): double-strand break repair via homologous recombination; proteasome assembly; mRNA export from nucleus
Cellular component (GO): proteasome regulatory particle, lid subcomplex; proteasome complex
Source: RefSeq, a predicted model, not a curated record
UUCCCCGAGUCUCUAUGGUAGCGUCAGCGUCGGAGGCGGCAGUGACGGUGGCGUUUCCUUGAGGAAGAGUGAAGGUUCCAACUUUUCUGCUGGUCUGUGAGGUGUUGGGCGCGGAUAGUCGAGAUGUCAGAGAAAAAGCAGCCGGUAGACUUAGGUCUCUUAGAGGAAGACGACGAGUUUGAAGAGUUCCCUGCUGAAGACUGGGCUGGCUUAGAUGAAGAUGAAGAUGCACAUGUCUGGGAGGAUAAUUGGGAUGAUGACAAUGUAGAGGAUGACUUCUCUAAUCAGUUACGGGCUGGGUACAGUGAACUGGAGGAAUAGAGGGGAGAAUUGCCAAUACUCAGGAGUCAGGCUUCACAUUGGUCAUGCAGCUAAUAAGAAAGAAGGCAAAGUUACCAAGCCCCUUGCCAUAUGAGAGCUUCCAUCAACUUUGGCAGAAGAUAGAAAGGAAAAUACUACUAUUUAGAAACUGCCACUGCUAUUUCUUGACUUCUCCUGAAUCGACUACUGUUUUCCCCUCAGUGAUUCAAAUACAAGAGAAAUUUUUCUCAUCAUUCUGUGUCUCAAAGCUCUGAAAUAAGGCAUCUUUUCCUGUCUUUUAUUUGAUUUAAGGCCAGCUUCAAACAUUUAUUGAACUGAUUAGCACAUUAGUUUUAUUUUUUUUUCCAUGUCCUUUUAUGUUCUGGUGAGUUUAUUAGGUGAGGCCAGUUUCCUUCAGAGAAUUUAAUCCAAAGGCCUUUACUAGAAGGCUGGCAUGUUUCCUUUUCUCAUAAAGAUAAGGAAACAUCAACAGGCAUAACACAUAGCAGAAUGUCUAGCCUAAGUUAUGGAAAAGACUCCAUGCCAUACUUCCUGGUGAGGUUGACUUCACACUUACUGGCUUACUUCUCCCGAUACUUGGUUUACAAGUGAGACAAGUAAUCCCCUCUGAGGGUAACUGGUCAUGUUUCUUUGUUUACUCUGGGGGUCAUUUUGCCACUAACAGCUACACUGGCUCUAUGCAGAACUUCAAACCUGAGGCUGUCUACCUGAGCUAUAGGGAAGAAGAAGCUACAGAGUUCCCUUUAAUAAGACAUCAGCAAUACAUUUAGCUGCCAGGGAAGAUGGGUCAUAUUUAGGAAUACAUGGAGAAUCUGUUUUAAAAGAGAGAGAAUCCAAAUGUAUUGUACUCUUAAUUAGAGGUCCGUAAACUCCAAAUGCAUUUGCUAAUAUAAUUUCUCAUGCUUUUUAUUUCAAUAAUGUAUGUAUUCGGUAAUGUCUGAUAAAUACUUGCACUUCA